AUGUCUCCCAAGAAAUCGCGAGGAACAUCGAAGACUAUCAAGCCUGUCGCUGGUCCGAAGCUACCCAGAGACCAGUAUCAUCAUGCGUUACCGCGCUUUAUCCUUCGCAGGUAUCAAGUGGGUCCGGCAUUGACCAGUGCUGAGCGUACGAAGGCGCUCAAGCGCGACGGCUUCAUACCGGAAUAUGUUCGCGUCUAUGACAUCUCUGCGAGGACGUUGGAGAUACGUCCGAUCGGCGAAGUCUACGGUGUCACGAACCUGUACCGCGACAUAAGCAACAUGGGCAACGUGAACCACAUCGAGGAGAAGCUCGCUCGUUUGGAGCAGAAGGCGGCGAGCACCAUCACCCUCAUCCAUAACUCCAUCCCCGACGGCGCAUUCGACAUCAGUCGUACCGAGCUGGGAAACCUGCGCAAAUUCCUCUUCACAAUGCACGUCCGCCACGAUGCGUGCUCGAGAGAAUACUUCGAUAAGGACCACACCGGCAAUGCGCGAUCCCGAGACUUCCUGCAGGCAUAUAUCGACGAAUACGGAUUCCACACGUCGGAAGAGCUGUGGCUGUACUUCAUGAACUAUCUCCUGGACACCCCUCACGAGCAGAUCAUGCAGGACGGCGACAUGUUACUCCCUCCGCAACCGACUGCUGCCGACGUGAAAAGAUUGAAGAGAUUCUACGCUAUAUCGUAUCAGCAGCAGGCGACUCUGUACUUUCUCGGCGUAUGGGAAGCUGCGGACACCGACGAGUUCGUGCUCACCUCCUCGUCCUUCGGGCUCUACGAAGGCUGUCUUGAGACGAACCGUAGGGUCAUGCUCCACCGCCUCUUCGUCAUCAGCCCUCGACUGGUUGUGGUGCUUCGAGUGACCGCACUGCGCGAUCCUCAAGGUCCAGGCUACGAACGCUUCCUCCCGGGCUGCCUCACCCGACUCGGACACUUGAGGUUGGUGCCACCAAAGCCAUCAUAUACCCGCAUACCUGCUGGGCUUCCCGGAUCGCAGGCGUUCGCCGACUACGUCUUGUCGGACGCCGGCCAACGAGAUAACUUUACGAUUGCGAUUACGAAACUCACAUCGGAGGAGACAUUCAUGGUGAACAAAGUCACGCUCGAGAACACUAAGGCCGACGGCUCCCUCACGUUCUCCUCACCGAGUUUCACCGUCCGCACACUGCGAAGAUACCUUCGCCAGUUGGGACCAUGGGAAGAGCGUGCGGGACGCUGUCAUGCGCUCCUCGAGCAGUUCGUUCCUCCGCCCAAUAGGCACGAGACGCCUUUCGAGGGCCUGAUGUCCCUCAUUCUCGAAGCAGAGCCGAAGUCGCCACGGUCGUGGUACAUGUGUGGUCUGGCAGUCGUGCGCGAUAUGCCUCAUCUCGUGGGGCAGCGAUCGCCUCGUGACAUGCCAUUUGCCCUCGACUACGGCAUCUGCGUACUAGCGCUUCUCUUCCACCUCUACUCAAGGGUACCCAGCGAGUCCCCUUCGGUCAUCGACUUCCUACCCCUUGCACUGCCUUCCGACAUUUCCUGCGAUGCGUCUACGCGACUCGUCAAUGCUGCGCGCCCUCUCUUGCGUGCCGCGGCGCCAGGCUGCGUAUGCUCUGCCAACAGCAGUGACGCAGACCGCGUCCUCGAGGCUGCCGUCAUCGUGGGCCUGCUCGAGGCUGCGAUAGCGGACGUGCGCUUGCGCAUCGCCUUGCACAAAACCUAUCCCCAUCUUGCCGAUCACCUCGCCAUCCGUACCGGUCACCAACUACGCCGCAAGGACUGCGAGCGUAUAGCGCGGGAUCUUAACGACCUGAUGGUGAAGAUGUAUAAGGGCGAGAUUCCUGCGCCUUCUCGAUACGAGCGCGCUUUGACGCUAAGAACGUACUGUGUCGUCCUGCGCGGGGCAUUCCACGACAGCGCGGCUCAAUACGCAGAGACGGUCUUGAAGCUAGUGGAAAGAUUGGAGCUGAUGGGCCAGACUGCACCGCCGUCGGGUUUCGGACCUCGCCCUCGAGCAUGUCCGAAGACAAGGCUCAGUGGCACAGAAGGGGACAUUUUGAUGAGCAGGCUAUCGGGGAUUCUCGCCGAGUUCGGGUUCAGGCCUGUGGGCAAUUAUCUGGACGAGAGGGAAAGGACGUGUGCGCACUGUGUUGGAAUCGCGGAAGAGGCGCGAUAA
Molecule: messenger RNA, 2154 nt
Organism: Schizophyllum commune H4-8
Lineage: Eukaryota; Fungi; Basidiomycota; Agaricomycetes; Agaricales; Schizophyllaceae
Exons: 2
Coding region: 1-2154 (717 amino acids)
Source: RefSeq, a predicted model, not a curated record